Messenger RNA from Salarias fasciatus (jewelled blenny), 5173 nucleotides. Its product is annotated as vitellogenin-2-like. Lineage: Eukaryota; Metazoa; Chordata; Actinopteri; Blenniiformes; Blenniidae. Gene Ontology annotation, biological process: lipid transport; response to estradiol; cellular response to estrogen stimulus. Gene Ontology annotation, molecular function: lipid carrier activity. The record is from RefSeq and is a predicted model, not a curated record.
AUGAGGGUGUUUGUGUUAGCUCUUGCAGUGGCCCUUGUGGCUACAAAGAUUUAACAAAGAAGUAACUUAAUUCCAGAGUUUGCUCCAGACCAGAUCUACGUCUACAAAUAUGAAGCCAAACUCAUGGGAGGCAUGCCUGAAGAGGGCCUUGCUCGAGCUGGAGUUAAAAUCCUGAGCAAAGUUCAGCUUCAUGCUGACAGUUCCAACAAUGUCACUCUGCAGCUGGAUGCUCCACAGUUCUUUGAGUACAAGGGAAAAUGGGCCAAAGAUGAUUCCAUUACAGCCAACUUCACUCAACACUUGACACCCGUCAAGUUUCAGUACACCAAUGGUAAUGUUGGUAAAGUGUAUGCACCAGCAGCUAUCCCUAAAACUCUGCUGAACAUCUACAGGGGAAUCAUCAACAUCUUUCAAAAAAUCAAGAACACCCAGAAUGUGUACGAACUUCAAGAGCUUGGAGCUCAGGGUACGUGCAAGACCCAGUACAUCAUUUCAGAUGAUCAAAAAGCUGAGCGUAUCAUCCUGACCAAGACCAAGGACCUGAACCAAUGCCAAGACAAAGUUGUAAACGACAUCGGCUUGUCUUACAUGGAGAAAUGUCCCGAGUGUGAGAGAAAAUCAAGGGCCCUGAAUGGAGCGUCUUUCUAUAACUACACACUGAAACCAGAAGCCAACAGUGCUCGACUCUUGGAAGCAACAGUUACAGAGAUUUACCAGUAUGCACCUUUUGAGACCAUGCAUGGUGGUCCCCAGAUGGAAUCUAGGCAAAACCUGAUAUACCUGGAGCAAAAGAGUGCUCCAGUGGUCCAACAAAACACAGAGUACAAUCAGAGCAGCACCCUGCUGUAUGAAUUUGGCAGCGAGGUCUACCAGACCCCUUUCAGUCUUUUGGAUCCUUCCAGUCAGGUUAUUGAUCUUCUGAGCCAUUUGGGGAGUUCUAACAGAGACAGGGUCCAUGAAGAAAGUCCUCUCAAGUACAUUGCGCUCAUUCAGCUGCUGCGUGAAGCUCAAUAUGAAAGAAUCCUGACUGUCUGGAAUCAGAUCAAAGAUAACCAAGAUCAGAGGCACUGGAUUCUCAAUGCCAUUCCUGCCAUUCGUUCUCAUGUUGCUCUGCAGUUCGUCAUGGACAGGUUUCUUAAAAAAGAGCUGAGUUCUCUUGAAGCUGCCCACGUUCUCCUGGUCUCUGUUCACUUAGUGAAAGCUAGCAAUGAAGCUAUCAAGUUUGCUCAGGAUAUGAUUCAAAAUGAAAAAUUCCGAGAACACAGCGUUCUGUGGAACAUUGUCUUGCUGGGCUAUGGUACCCUGGUGGCAAAACAGUGUGUGGAGAACCCAGGCUGCUCUUCUGACCUUGUAAAACCUUUCCAUGAACGUCUUGCCCAGGCUGUAGAAAGACAAGAAAUUGAGAAGAUCAUUACCUCUCUCAAAGUUCUGGGUAACGCUGGACAUCUUGCUAGCUAUAAACCAAUCCAGAAAGUCUUGCCUGGAUUUGGCAGUACUGCUGCUAAUCUCCCUCUCAGAGUUCACAUUGAAGCUGUUCUGGCCCUGAGGAACAUUGCUAAGAAUCACCCCAGACCGGUCCAGGAAACAGUCAUUCAACUGUUUAUGAGCAAAGAACACCAAGAACUCCGUAUGGCUGCUGCUAUUGUCCUGUUUGAGACAAAGCCCUCCACUGGUCUGGUGAUGACACUUGCCAAUGCCAUCGCCAAAGAAAAUAAUGACCAGAUCUCCAGUUUCAUCUACUCUUACAUGAAGUCCAUGACUAAGAGUGCCGCUCCUGACUUUGAGUCUGUUUCUGCUGCCUGCAGUCUUGCCAUUAGGGUCCUCAGCCCCAGACUGGACAGACAGAGCUACCGCUACAGCAGAUCUCUCUAUGCUGAUACCUACAACAUCCCUGGAUUGGUUGGUGCUGCUGCCAGUGCCUACUACAUCAGAGCCGCAGCUUUUCUACCAAAAACUGUGGUUGCCAAAGCCCGUGCUUAUCUGGCCGGAGCUUAUGCUGAUGUUCUUGAGAUUGGCGUGAGAAGUGAGGGAAUCCAGGAGGCCUUGGUGAAAAACCAGAACAUUCCUCAGAAUGAGCAAAGGGUCAACAAGAUGAAAGCAAUCCUUAAAGCUCUGUCUUCAUGGAAAGCUGAACCAUCAAGCCAGCCUCUUGCCUCUGCAUAUGUGAAAAUCUUCGGACAGGAAGUUGCAUAUGGCAGCUUUGAGAAUCUUAUUGUUGAACAGAUCAGUGAGCUUGCAAAGGAAGUCAGACCUGAAAUCAUUUUGAGAGAGGUCCUUCAGAAGCUGAUGUCUGGUUACAAACAUUAUUAUGCUCAACCACUGCUGCUUAGUGAGAUUCGUCGCAUCCUUCCCACUGCUAUUGGCUUGCCUAUGUCACUCAGCCUGUACACCUCUGCAGUGGUUGUUGUACCUGUCAACGUUACAGUCAAAGUGGACCCACCACUUGCCAGAGAGAACUUCCGUCUUGCCCAGCUUCUUAAGUCUGACAUCAGAAUGAGCGCUGUAAUCACUCCAAGUGUCUCUGCUCACACCUAUGCAGUUAUGGGUGUUAAUACUGAUCAGUUCAAGGCUGCUGUAAUGUCAAGAGCCCGUGUUCACUCAGUUGUUCCUGCAAAGAUGGAAGCAAGAGUUGAUAUGACUGGAGGCAACUUCAAGCUUGAGCUUUUGCCUGUUCAGGGAAUCACUAAGCUUGCAAAAGCAGAACUUGAGACUUUUGCUGUUGUAGGAAAUAUGAAUGUUACCACACUCACACCACUGAUUCCAGCUGAACGUGCAGAUAGGGCAUCAUCGGAGGCUCACAAAUCACAGGCUUCAAGGAUGGCAUCCUCCUUGUUUGGUAGUCAAUCCAGAUCAUCUGAACUCCUGCAUCCAGGCCCAAAACAAAAAGGUGACAUCCCACUCCCCAAAAGCAUUGGGAAGAAAAGAUGCUUGGAAAGCAAACCUUUUGGUUAUAAAAUAUGUGGUGAGACUCAAGCUUACAACGCUUCCUACAUCAGUGCAUCCCCAUUAUACUCUAUGAUUGGAAAGCAUGUUGCUGAACUUGCAAUUACUCCAGCAACUGGGACAGCCGUUGAGAAGAUUGAAGUUGAAAUUCAAGUUGGACAGAGAUCAGCAGAUAAGAUCAUGAAAGUUAUUUCCAGGAGUGAGGAAGAGGAAAUCCUUGAGUCCAAGAAUGUCCUACUGAAACUGAAGAAAAUCCUGAUUCCUGGUCUAAACAAUGGCACAUCAAGUUCCUCCAGCUCGAGCAGCUCUCAAUCAACCAGCUCUAGCUCUAGCAGCUCACGCUCAAGCCUCUCCAACUCUUCAUCUUCCCAAUCAAGCUCCAGCUCCUCAUCCCGCAAAAUACAGAACUCAGCUGCUGGAAGCAGGCGGCGUUCUAACUCUCGCUCCAGCAAGCGCUUAUCACAGGACAAGAAGUCCAGCAGCUCAUCAAGGAGUAGUUCAAGCAGUCAGUCAUCCAGCCAGUCCAGAAGCAGUUCCUCCUCCUCAAGUUCAAGCUCCCAGUCAAAGAAAAUUAAUAAAACAAUAUCUGUGUCACAGCAAGACCUAUAUACCAUGGACUUUGUCAAGAACCACAUCCACCAGCAUGCCCUCUCCACAGGCCGUGCCAACAGCAAGAGCAGUGCUUACAGUUUUGAGACCAUCUACAAUAAGGCUAAAUACCUAGCUAAAUCUGUUGCUCCAAUUGUGACCGUUCUCAUCCGGGGUGUGACAGCUGAAGCCCAGGGGUACCAGAUUGCAGCUUAUGUUGAUAAAGUCACUUCUAGACUGCAGGUUAUUGUUGCCAACUUGGCUAGAGACAACAACUGGAGACUCUGUGCUGAUGGCGUGGUGCUCAGCAACCACAAACUGAUGGGCAAGGUUGGCUGGGGCUCUGAAUGCAAACAAUACAAGGCUGAGAUCACAGCUGAAACUGGUGUUGUGGAUCAAAAGCCAGCAGCCCGCCUUAAAAUGAGUUGGGAGAAACUUCCAAGUCGCAUGCAGUUGUACAUGAAGUGGUUGUCAAAAUUCAUUGGCCUCAUGGCUGAGGAAAGUGGACUGAGCAUUGCAAGGACCAAGUACCUUCGAAACCAGAUCAAACUGACAGUAGCUGCUGCUUCUGAGAAAAGUGUGAAUGUUGCACUGCAGACAUCAAAGACUACCAUCUACAGACUUGGAGUGGGUCUCCCAAUGUCUCUGCCAAUUGGACAAUCUGCUUAUGAUGUGAACACAGACCAGAACUUGGCUGGCAACAUCAUUAAUCUGGUUGCUAAGGCCACUUCAGAUGAGUGCAGAAUUUUCCAAGACAAAGUGAGAACAUUCAAUGGCAAUUCAUUCAGCAGCGACAUACCUCACCUUUGCCCACAGAUCUUGUCCCAAGAUUGUACAGCUGAAUUGAAAUUCAUGGUUCUGCUGAAGAAAGACCAAGCAACCAACCAAUAUGAGGUCAAUGUGAAGAUUGGACUCAUCAAUGUUGACUUCUAUCUGAAGAAUGGUGCUGUCAAAGUCAGUGUUGAUGGAUCAGAAAUUACCAGAUUCCCGUAUGAGCAUCCUAAUGGCAAAAUUUCAAUCCGACAAAGAAGUGAUGGCGUUGCUCUCGUGGCUCCAAGCUUCGGUCUUCAGGAAGUAGAGUACACCAGAACGGACUUAAAGGUUCAAGUUGCACACUGGAUGAAGGGAAAGACUUGUGGGCUCUGUGGACCAGCUGAUGGGGAGGUCAGACAGGGGUACCGCAAACCAGACAAAAGCCUGACCAGGGACCCAGUCAGCUUUGCCCAUUCCUGGGUUCUGGGUGGAGACAGCUGCCGCGAUACUACUCAGUGCUUGAUGAGACUUGAGUCGGUGAAGCUGGAGAAGCAGGUCAACGUCUUUGGCCAAAAUUCUAAAUGUUACUCUGUAGAACCUGUGCUGCGCUGCCUGGCAGGCUGCAUGCCAGUGAGAACCACCACCGUCAGUGUUGGCUACCACUGCGUACCCUCAGAUUCCUACAUGAGUCGCCCUAAUAGUCUGAACAGCAUCCAGGAGAAGAGCAUUGACCUGGUGGAAGCCACAGAGGCCCACGUCGCCUGUCGCUGCACGGCUCAGUGCUCUUAAUCUUAUUGCUGUCACUCUGAAGAUAUCAGUUUUGGUUUUGUGCAAGUGUUGUUACUCUGAUUUAUUGAAAUGUAAACUUAAAUAAACUUGAGAAGCAUCU